GAAAGCAACAGGCUAAAAAUGGGGGAUCCGCUUCGGAAAUAUGGAAUGUUCCGUUGUUGUAUUAACUGAUGUAGGGCAAUAAUUGUAUGCCUUGGGAAGAUAAUGGCUUGGAUUUUUAUUCACAUCUUUGUAAUAUAUGUGUUGUGUUCUGGACUUUCCUUAGGUUUAGAAAUUUACUUCAGUGAUCCAAAUGAUGGAUAUUUUUUGAAAUCAAUUUAUCAUAAAAAACAGUCGUGGGAUCCUUUGACUCGGAAGGAGGAUUUUGUAGUCACGAGGCCCUCUGAGGGUUAUGUGUUAGGAGUAAGGAGUGGUCCUUAUGAAAAGGAGCAAGUGAUUCCUCAGGAUAUAUCCAGCAUCUACCCAAACCUUGACCAUGUGGACAAACCGAUACAUCAUGGCACUGUGUUUGGGAUGGAUGUUUCAGCAAAAGUGGUCACAAACAGCCUUUCUCCAAAAUAUCCCCGACUUCAAGUUCUGAUUCAUGCCAGUCCUCACAUAAACAGUAGGAAGUGGGACCGCCCCGCCAAAGAAACAGAUCCCUCUAAGCUGGCUGUUGAUGGGCUCUGUGGCCACGUGUUUGUCCAGCAUGACAAGGAGGAACUGUCCUCCAUCUGUGUUCUCGGAACAGGGGACAGUGCUUGUGUCAAUGGUAUUAUGUUUCCCACAUCGUGGUGGCAUGAAAACUCUACAGUGCAAGUGUACUAUGCAUUUUCUCAGAAGGGAGAAAACCAGGAGUGUGCCAGUGCAUCAAACUCUAUCGUGCCAGGAAGGUUGUUUGAGAAACCUGUCAUAAGCAGUAGGCGGUUUCUUGCAGACAUUGUGUUGUCUAAAGAUGUGAAAGGUUUUUACAGGGAGAGAGAGGAGGAUAUAUUGAUUGAUGUUCCAACCAAUGCAUUUGAUCCAGGCACAGUUUUUGAAGUCCCAGUGAAAUUUGAUGCAGGGUCUGACAUGAGAAAUCUUGUAAUGAGUGCUCGAGUGAGACAGGGACUAAUGAUUAUUGGAGCAGAGGCAGAUCAGAAUAGUCCAUGGCAAGUUCAUGUGGACGUAGAUGAAAAUGAAAAGGCAGCCACUGUAACAGCUUAUCUCAAAGAUCCACUGAACUAUAGAGUUUCUAAUGUAGUUCAGGAUGUGUUUGCUUGGAGGUUACAAGUGGAGCCGUCAGUUAGAAAUAUAGAGGCGGGAAGGGUGGUUUGGAGCAUCAAAUAUGAGAAAGAUAGUAGAGGAGAGAGGUACCUUCCCUCAGAGAGCCAAGUGAUAUCAAAGAUUAACCUCAGGGACAAAGAGAAUGCAAGGCUGGUCACUGUUCUAAAGGUGGACGAAAUUUUGAAUUUUGCAGUGUUAACAGGUAAAACACAGAGCUAUCCACUACAUGUGUAUCUAGUGAGAGACGCGGAUUCCCUAUUCAAUGCAGUGGGACAUGCUGCUUGUCACUCAAAGCAGACUGAUGUUUUAAAGGUGGCUACGGACUGUUCGUACAUCUAUGUCAAUGGGUCUGAAAGUCGAGGCUCACACAAUGUAACCAUUAUAACCAAAUCAGGCCAGCACACUGCCUUUACCAAUGUUAAGGUCUGGAUUCCUAUGAACCCUCUAGAUAUUCAAGUUUCUGACAGUAAACUCAGCAGAAUUCGUUCCUGGAAAGUUGGCUCUGUCAGAAGCAAAAGGAGAUCAAGACAGAAGCGAGUUGUAGAUCUAGGGAUGCUUACUCACCCCAGUGUCAUCCUCAGUAAGAAAUACAAACAGUAUGGCAAGAGCUGUCAGCUACGUCUUCAGCAGGCCUUGGUUGAUGUGUACGCCAAGUUCUAUAUAGCGACUCCAGCCGGAUAUGAUUACUUUGUCAACAGACAAGCUGCCUUGAAAAUUACAGACCUGAUGGAGAAUCAGUUACGUGUAGCUGACCCAAGAAUUGUUAGCUUGGAGAACAAGGUCCUUCAGGGUCAGAGUCCAGGCUUAACUGAAAUCCAGGUAACAUCAGCCAAUGGGAGAGUACUAGCAGCUCGAGUUGUUCGGGUUGGUAAUGACAAAGUCGAAAUAGAGAGACUGAUUGUCAACCUAGUGACAGGAAUCACUCUAGAUGUGUAUCCCUCCAAAGAAAUCUCCGGGGCCUGGUCAGCUAGAGGCCACAUCUACAGCAAAUUCCAAACCCAGUGGCAGAGUGGAAUAUUGGACAUACAUAUUGAAUUCAGCGAUGGAACACGAUUCCCAUUGGACAGAGUAUCAGAUACAGACUACUAUCUAGAAGUGGUAAACAGAAACCAUAUUCUAAUUAAAGUUAUUGGAAACUUUGUCAGUAACCUCUCUAAAAUAAAAGUAUAUGCUGUUUCUGAUGGCAGAGCAGAAUCCAUUAAAGUAUCUUUAAAACAAGGGGAAAGCUGUCCCAAGAAAAAGAUGCCAACCCUUUCGUCUGGAUACGUAAUAACAGAGGCUGAUUUCUCCGAAGCUAACCAGGUUCAGAGUGACCGUUUGAUCAGUGAUGGUCACUUUGGGGACAACAGGGCCAGUGACAGGUAUGACAAUUUCUACGCACCACGCAAACCUAAAGAUCUAGAUAAACUUGUCAAACAUCAACAAAGUCACAAAGAUCAUGAUGAAAAGAGCAAGAAAGUAUCUAAUGCAAAUCCCAAUUCACAAACUGUUGUUGUUUUAAAUGAACUGGAAAAAGACCUUGCCAAAAGUAAUCCACAGAUUCAGGACUUGUCUAACAUGAACUCUCCAACAAGAAAGGAACCUUUACAGAGUCCCGACAAAUCUAAGUUAUCUCCAUUAGAGAUUGGUAUGUAUGUACUUAUUGCUGUAUUCUGCGUUGGUAUUUCUGUGUUUCUCAUCAACUGCAUAGUGUUUAUGGUGAGACACAAAAAGAAGAGGAAGAUCCACAAGAGAAAUCACAAGGAACCUGUCUACCAGGCUAAGGAUUGGGUAUGGAUCGGUAGAGCCACCUUAGAACGCAGCUCUGUAAAGACCGAGUGUUCGCAGUCUCUGAUGCCCGCGGAGGAUUUCAAUGGAAACCAUACCAACCAUUUACGUUCUACUUCCAGUCAGAGCAGAUCUGCUUCAAGCCGCGGAAACAGUGCCAACAGCAGUAAUCGCAACAGCUUUGUAUCUACAAUCAAAGGAUCUGAGUGCAGCAUUCGUAUCACUGCUAACCCUCUGUCAGAAGAUGCCAACAGUAAUGGUCAUCGUAACAGUGACACGGCCAGCCAGUCUUCUAACUCUGUCCCUGACAGUAAGUGGGAUUAUGAGGCUAUGGGGUUGACUUUUGAUCAGUUGGCUGAUUAUUUUGACAAUCUUAAGGAGUCCUCAGCUUAGUGAUUUGUGUGUUAGAUAAUGUACACACCUGUAAUAACUGUUUAUUUAUGACGUGUACGUUUACAUAUGUGAUAUUCAUUUUAUUUAAAAGAACCCCAACUUACAUUGGCAUUGAUAUGAUUUUAUAUCACUUCUUAUAUCAGUUUAUUGUUUCUAUUGAUUUAUUCUUGUUUAUCAUGUUUAUAUAUACAUUUAUAUUGAAUUGUUUAUAUGUCAAUAUUUUUUCCCACCUGCUAUAUAUCUUUUAGUUUGUCUUAUUGUUUUAGAGGUUGUUACCGAUUUUCAAAGUUAAUGUAAAACAGAGGCAUUUUUUUAAUGUUAUAUUUUCGAUAUUUGAUAUUUUUCUUGCAAUAUGCUUGCCAUUGUAGUCACUUAAUUUGUCCCAAGUAUAGCCUUGGUCCCUAAAGUUUGAUAAAGGUGUCCAGUUUGUGGACAAAUGUUUCUAAUAUUUAAAGCAUAAAAGGUGUCAUGUAGGAGAAGAUACAGUAAAACUCAUUUUGUACAAAAACAGAUAUGGCAGGGAAGUUUUUUUCUGAAUUUUCUGCAAAAUUAACACUUAACAAAUUAAAAAAUAUAUAUAUAUAUAGUUUGAUACAAAGAGGUUUAAACUCUGAGUUAACAGAUUUAUGAAUAUAUGAAACUAAUUUUGUGUCCCUUUUUAUACCAAAUUUUAAAGUUUUUAAGAAAAUAUUGAACCAAAUUUAGUUUUCAUAACUUUGAACCAAAUUUAGUUUUCAUAAUUUAUUUAUGAAAGAAAUUCUGUAAAUUGAGUUAUUUCAUUUUUCUUUUCAUUGUACAUGUAUUAAAUGCUACCUGUAAAGAGAUGUGUAAAAUAAUGUCCUUAUGAAAGCAUAGUUUGGCAUUUGUAAUUAAGGAGAUAAAAGCAUGGGAUGGGAUAAAAGCAUUUUCAUAAAUUUCAAAUUUUAAUUUGAGAUUCUGUUUAAAAAUGGUUGAGGUAUACUAGAGCUUAGACUGCUCUAGAGAUAAAUAAGUUAACUUUGUUGAAAGAAUGCAUCCAGGAUUCAGAAACAUCAAAGCUGAAUUGCCAAAGAAGGUUAUGAAGUUUGGAGCUGGCAAUAGUCUUAUUUGCAUGUAAAUGUCACUACAAAUUUUCAACUUCCACAAUUUAUGAUUUUUUUAAUAAAUGUUGAAUUAGUAUUGCAGGGGUAGACCUUUUAUUUAUUCAAGUCAUGUAUUUCAACUAUAGCAAUGUAUUGUGUUCAGCUAGAAUCUCUGUUAUAGGAAUGACAUUUGAUGUCCUGUGUUUAUUUUAGAUAGUUGUAGUAGUUUUAGCAGAUUGGCUUAAAUCAGAUGGUGCAUUUCCCCUUAUGUAUGAGUAUAUAUACAUAGAGUAAUAAACUUUGGAAUUUAUUGAAGGAAUUGUAAAAAGCUUUUAAUCAACAUUUUUGAUACACUUGAUUGUUACUUUUGAAAAGUAUUAAUUCAUGUUGAGGGUACAGCAGAUAAAGUUUGAAUAUUAUAUCUUCUGCCACAUUGUUGCAGGACAAAGUUAAGAUAAAUAAUGCAUUAUUUGGUCAUUCAGACUCGUUUUUGAUGAAACAGUCUCAUUGGGUCAGUGUUUAUGUAUUUUCUUUUUUUUUUUUUUUUUGGUGCUAGCAUUUAUGUUAAAGCUUGAAUCUCAGUUAUUCAGUUAUUCAUUUUGAAGCUAUUGGACAUAUUCAUAACUAAAACAGCAUUGAAAGUGAUAAACUAAAUUUGAAAUAGCUAAAAAUUAAUUCUGUACUAUGAAAAUGUUCUGUCAUCUGUGAUGAAAUUUACUUUUUUUCAGCAAGCUUGCUUUAAAAACGGAUAUUUAAUGUUGUGAAAAUCACCAAAGCUUUAUAUAAAUGUUCAAUAAUCUGACAUUUUUGUCAAGUACAUUGUAUGUCAUGUGUGAUUUUCUUCUAAGAAAUGUAGAAUUGGUUGUUAAUUUCCCUUAAUGUGAAUUAUUUUAAAAUUAAAUUAUUACAGAAAUUUA
Messenger RNA from Saccostrea cuccullata (small rock oyster), 5281 nucleotides. RefSeq names its product transmembrane protein 132D-like. Bases 103 to 3303 code for a protein of 1066 amino acids. The record is from RefSeq and is a predicted model, not a curated record. The transcript is spliced from 9 exons. Lineage: Eukaryota; Metazoa; Mollusca; Bivalvia; Ostreida; Ostreidae.